AUGCUGAAGAGCCUUGAAGUUAAAGGGUUAUUUCCAAGCCUUCGUCCUCUAUUUUGUAGUUCAGCAUCUUUGGACUUAGUAAUCAAACGGUCCACGGACUGGAAGUGGAAGAGAAGGACUAGCAGCAGUUCGUGGCGAUGGGCGAAAUUUAGUUCAGGGCCUAUUUUAGGGUUUUCGUUGGUUACUACUAUCAAGGACUUGUUAGGCCAAAAGCCUUUUGUACUGGAUGAAUCGGAAAUAAAAGACAAAGUCAAGAAAGCAUGGCUUGCUAGAAGAAAUCGGCGUUAUGAAGAGGCUGUGCAGUUGCUUCACGAAGCCCUCCGACUUGCUAUUGACAGUGGUGAACAGCUUCCUAUAAGCCGUGUAUACGAUGAGAUGGCAAACACGUACUACGAAAUGGGGUCUCUCGAUGAAGCAGAAAAGUGUUUUCGUCUUUUAAUUCAUAGGUUGAUGGACUUACACGGAAAAAAGGAGAGUUCACCAGAAUUUAUAGAAGUCAGUCUUAAACUGUCUGAUAUAUUUGCUCAAAAAGGAGAUUUAGAGGGUGCGGAAGCUGGUUAUAUGCACUGUGUUACGAGACAAACAAAGGUUUUAGAAAAGCAUCUUAGCAAGUUCUUAGUAUCUCAUGGCGCAAGAAUCGCAGGUGAGCAUCCUGUGGAAAUGCAUGGUGAAGUAUACACCGACCCCAUAGCUCUUUUUGGCAUGUGCUUAGAGCGAUAUGCGUUUUUUUUGGUGAAGUACCGUGAUUCUUCAAGGCUUGAAGAGAGCCAAGAGUGUUUUAAUGAAGCUCUAAAGGUUUCCCAUCAACUUUUUGGAUCUGUUUCUUUUCAUAUAGUAAACUUGCUUAAUAAUUAUGGGAUUGAAUUAUUGGCGGCUAAGCAAUUCGAGCUUGCAAAGAAGUAUCUGUCCCUUGGUAUUCAUAAGGUUGUCUUAGUUAACGAAUGUAGCCCGAUUAUCUCUGGAUAUUAUUGCAACUAUGCAGAAGCUCUUUUUCACUGCGGAGAAAUGUACGAAUGUUCAGAUUUUAUUAACUAA
Molecule: messenger RNA, 1035 nt
Organism: Enterobius vermicularis (human pinworm)
Lineage: Eukaryota; Metazoa; Nematoda; Chromadorea; Rhabditida; Oxyuridae
Source: the annotation of a GenBank genome assembly